Molecule: messenger RNA, 910 nt
Organism: Rhinichthys klamathensis goyatoka
Lineage: Eukaryota; Metazoa; Chordata; Actinopteri; Cypriniformes; Leuciscidae
Product: zinc-binding protein A33-like
Exons: 4
Coding region: 35-910 (291 amino acids)
Molecular function (GO): protein binding; zinc ion binding
Source: RefSeq, a predicted model, not a curated record
UACCCUACCUGUUACCUGCGUUUCUAAAUCUGGCAUGCUACACAAAUGUCGCUUUGCCACAGGCCUGACAUUCUCCAGUGAUCCUCUAACUGAAGAGCUACAGUGUUCUGUGUGUCUAGAUGUGUUCACCGAUCCGGUCACCAUCCCCACCAUCCCGUGUGGACACAACUUCUGUAAGAGCUGCCUGAACCAGUGCUGGGACAAGAGUGAGGCCUGCUGCUGUCCACUCUGUAAAGAAACAUUUAAUAAAAGACCCGACCUCAAGAUCAACACAGCACUUAGGCGGGUCGUACAGCUCUUUAAAGAAAAGUCCUGUCUGACAAAACCUGAUGUUCUCUGUGACAUCUGUGAUGAAAGAAAGCUGAAAGCCCUGAAGUCCUGCCUGAUAUGUCAGAGCUCUUACUGCGAGACUCACCUGGAGCCUCAUCAGAGAGUCCCACGAUUAAAAAAACACAAAUUGAUAAACACUGUAGAAAAUCUGGAAGACUAUAUAUGCCAGAAACACGAGAGACCUCUGGAGAUGUUCUGUAGAGAUGAUCAGACGUUUGUGUGUCUGUUCUGCACUGAUGGAGACCACAAGACUCACAACACUGUUCCUCUGGAGGAGGAGAGCGAGGAGAAGAAGACUCAAGUGAUGAAGAUACAAACAGAAGUGCAGCAGAUUAUCCAGGACAGAAUGAAGAAGAUUCAAGAUAUCAAACACUCAGCAGAACUCAGAAAAGCACAGAAGGUGGGAGUGUUUGUGGAUUAUGAGGGAGGUCUGGUCUCUUUUUAUGACAUGAAGUCAAGGUCUCAUAACUACUCUUUCACUGGCCAGACCUUCACUGAGAAACUCUUUCCAUAUUUUUUCCCAUCACUAAACAAAGAUGGUAAAAACUCAGCCCCACUGAUCAUCUCACCUAUCAAUUGA